ACGUGCUGAUUAGUUCAUCACCUUCAUUGUCCGGUUAUGGCGUCUAACAUGCCUUAUUCGUCUAUUGUGAGAACAUGUUACAACUGUGGGGAUCCAGGGCAUUUUGUUAAAUGGUGCCCUCAUCCCAAGCCUGCCAAUCCUCAAUCUGCGAUAGUCCCGUCUCAUGUUCCAUUGUUGACUCUUGCAUCUAAUUCUGUAUCUAAUCCUAAUGUCGUGGCUAGUACUAGCGCGACAGGACAGUUUCCCAGAGGUUUCGGUCGGGGUCAGACAAAGCAGGGAAUGGAUUAUCUAGAGCAUACGCUGGCCGAAAUCAAGAUCAGACAUGAGUCUGAGAUAGAGAAGGAGAAGAAUCUUAAGGCGGAGGAGGAGAAGAACGCAAGGGAGACAGCGGAGGAGGAGAGACGUGAGGCGGAGAAGGGGGAUCGGGAGGAAUUUCGUAAGCAACUCACCGAUUCGAUGAACAUCAGACUGGAUGGAGUUGUUGACCUCCUGCGUAGUAAGGGCGGCAGCAGUGAAGUGGAGGCACUUCGUAGGGAGGUUGAGAGGUUGGGGGGGAGGAACGUACCUGUGGUAGCCUUGACGAGCUCCACUCAAGCAACGAUUCACGAUAACGAUGGAUUGUUGGCAAAGAUGAUGGCUGAACAGGAGCGGAUGAAGAACCAGUUGGAACAGGCUUUGCAAGCCAAACAAUGCUUGGAGGUAAUCGAAAAAGAAAUGAACGAGGUCAUUCGUGCACGUGAUGAAGAUAGGGCUGACGCGGAGAAGUGGCAGCAGGAAGCUUUGUGCCCUGGCAAACGGGGUUGUAUUAAUCUAACCACUCCGGCUGCGAAGACGUUGUUUCGUCCUUCUACGUCGACUCCUCUGAAAUCACCCGUGGCGUCGGUUGACUUGAAGCGGAUUUCUGAUAUGCAUCGACUGAAGGUUGAAACCAUACAGGAGAUGCGUAUUCGCGAUUUCAAUGCCAGGCGGGAGGCGGAGCAAGAUUUGGAGAAAGCCAAGGAGAAGAUCGCCCAGUUGGAGCAUGAGAGGGUGCAAAAAACACCACGGUCCAAUCUGCAUGCCAGGAUGGAGGAAGUCUGUACAACUAAGGGCAAGGGCAAGCAUGCUGUGGAGAAGGCUGUGCCAGAUGACAAGGAGAAGGAAAUGUUUGCUAAAGAAGAAAGGAAGGCUUUACGAGGACUAAUGAAGGAUGCUUUGGUUGAGAUCUGCGAGAGGGAAGGCGUUAAGUAUGCUGGUGUCAAGCAGGCGGUUGACGAUAUUGUUGCGCAUCGUGGUGCUGCUACUAUCGAGGUAUCGGAGGAUCUGGCCGAAGGCGUCAAUGAUAAGGCGUCCGGGGGAGACUCAGUAUCUUAGUAUCUCUCCCGGACGUGACAAUGCUUUGGCGA
This is a messenger RNA of Chara braunii, 1385 nucleotides long. The record is from the annotation of a GenBank genome assembly. Lineage: Eukaryota; Viridiplantae; Streptophyta; Charophyceae; Charales; Characeae.